UUAAUUAAUUGGUUAAUUUAAUAAUUAGGCUCAAAAAUAUUGAAUUGUUUAUCCCUCGCCUUAUUUUUAUUUAUUUUUUGCUAGACGUUUAGCAGUGUUGUUGUUGCGGCAAAAUAGUGAAGCUUUUGAAUAUCAUCAAGGCGACAUAUUUUUUAAAGAAGUUAUCAACACAUGUGAUUGUUUCGCCUUUCGCACAUAACCCAAAAACAUGUGUUUAUCUGUCAAACUUUAUUGAAUUCUAAUGUUUACAUACUUGCAAACUUCUUGAUGAUAAAUAAUUUUUUUUAAAAAUGAAGAGACGAAAGCCGUUAACGUAUAUAGAAAAAUUUGAACUUUUAAAAAAAAUUAAAGCCGGUGUCUCUAAAGAAAUAAUUCUUCAAAUUUAUAAAAUUUCUCCAUCUACAUAUUACAAUAUAAUUUCACGUAAGUCAGAGAUUAUUAAAAAUGUUAACAAUUUUGAAACGCUAAAUAGAAAAACUUCUAAGAAAAGCGAUGAAAAAUUUUUGAAUUAUGCUAUGAUAAAAUGGUUUUUACAAGAAAGAGAUAGAGGUGGUCCACUUUCGAUAACAAUAAUUCGGCAAAAAGCUCUUUUAUUUAAUAAAAAGCUCAAUGGCAAUACUUCAAAGUUUAAGGCAAGCAAUGGAUGGUUUUGUGGUUUUAAGAAACGAUACUGCAUUAAAAGCAUUCAAACAAACGAUGGAACCAUAUCAAAUAAUUUUGAAGCUGAACAAUUUUUUUCUGAUAUUUUAAAAGAAAAGAUUACUUUGGAAAAUAUAUCUUUAAAUAAUAUUUAUAAUGCAGAUGAAACAUGCAUUUUUUUGCGAACAUCUCCGUUUUCGCGAUUCAUUGAACUUAAUCAAAAUACAAAAAGUUCAACAUCAAAAAAAAGAAAUGAUGAUGGCAAUCAUAUUGCUGCUUUAUUUUGUUCCAAUGUCAAUGGUAGUCAUCCUAUUCCUCCGUUGAUAAUUGGUGAAACUAAAACACAUGGAUGUUUAGAUGCUGAUUUUUUUACUGUUAAAUCAGAGGAUGAACACUUAAAAUACAUUGAAAAUCUCAAUAUCAUCUAUACAGAACAAAAUAAAUCAUGGAUGAAUGAAAAUCUCUUCAUGUCUUGGUACAAGGAUGUUUUUAUUCCACGUGUCAUAGAACAUCAAAAAUCGACUGGCACAAAAGGAAAAGUGAUAUUAAUUUUAGAUAAUGCACCAUGUCAUCCUGAUGUUGAUGAAUUAAAUUCAUUACAUGGAAACUUUGAAGUUUUAUAUUUACCCCGCAAUGCAUCACCAUUAAUUCAACCAAUGGAGCAGGGUUUAAUAUCAAUGACAAAGAAACUUUAUAAAAUAAAUUUAUUAAAAUCUUUAUUAGUUAGUCACAAAAGAACAAAUUGUGAUGAAUUUUUUAGUAAUUUAAAUUUUCAAGAGUGUUUAAUUCUAAUAAGUAAAGCAUGGUACAAAGUAAAUUCGUCUAGUUUUGAAAAAGCAUGGAAAUCGCUUUUAUCUGAUUCUUUAUUUAAUACUGAGAACAAUAUCACAAAUAAUUUAAAUGAAAUCGUCUAUUCGAGUGAAACAUCUGCUGAAGAAUUUUCAAGUUUUCUUUGCGAAGUUUAUGAUCAAUUAUCACAAUUUUUACCAAAAGAUAAAGAAGAAUAUUCUAAAGAAUUUUUCAUGAAAUGGUUUGAAACAAAUUACAAUAAUUGUGGAAGGGAGCCACAGACUGAUGAAGAAAUAAUAAAUUUUGCCAUUAAAAAUAAUACAAAAGUGGUGAAUAAAGAAAGAGAAUUUGUAGAAAUAUCAUGUAAAGAAGAAAAUGAAAAUAAUUGUCAAAGUAGUGAUGUAAAAUCGUCUGAUGCUUUUCAAGAUAUCAUUACGUUUGAUGAUUUUCUUAAAAUGGAAUGUGUAAAUAAUGAAAUCGAGGAAAAUGAAAAUAAUUUAGAAAAUACCGAAUUACAGAGGGUUACGUCGUUGGAUGUAAUUGAUAGGAAUAGAUUAAAUGAAAUUUUUAAAUCACAAGAAGUAACAUCGUCAGAAGCACAUUUGGGUCUAAUGACAUUUAGAAAGUGGCUAGAGACUAGUGGAAAAAGUUCAAAACAACAUUUUCUUUAUAUAGAUGAAUUGGAAAAUCUUAUAACGCAAUAAUUAAGCAUUUUCUACUUAAUACUAAUGAUAAUUAAAUUAUUAUCGCAAAACAAAGUAUUUUAAGAUUGUAUAUAAUAUAAUCGUAAGUAGAUAAAUAUAAAUUUUUGAAAAUUAUUUUUUAUAUUAACAAAAAAUAAAAGUUAAAAAAAAAGA
Leptopilina boulardi is the source of this 2285-nucleotide messenger RNA. Its product is annotated as jerky protein homolog-like. The transcript has 3 exons. Gene Ontology annotation, cellular component: nucleus. Gene Ontology annotation, molecular function: DNA binding. Bases 291 to 2132 code for a protein of 613 amino acids. NCBI's taxonomy places the organism in Eukaryota, Metazoa, Arthropoda, Insecta, Hymenoptera, Figitidae. The record is from RefSeq and is a predicted model, not a curated record.